Oncorhynchus tshawytscha (Chinook salmon) is the source of this 1878-nucleotide messenger RNA. Its product is annotated as vegetative cell wall protein gp1-like. The annotation marks the transcript as partial. The transcript has 3 exons. Lineage: Eukaryota; Metazoa; Chordata; Actinopteri; Salmoniformes; Salmonidae. The record is from RefSeq and is a predicted model, not a curated record.
AUGGUUAAGUUCCAGAACAUUGACCAACACCAACCAUCACCCCAUCAUCAACCAUCACCCCAUCACCCCCAUUCCCCCAUCACCUCCAUCAUCAACCAUCACCCCACCCCCAACAUCAACCAUCACCCCAUCACCCCCAUUCCCCCAUCACCCCCAUCAUCAACCAUCACCCCACCCCCAUCAUCAACCAUCACCCCAUACCCCACAUCCUCAACCAUCACCCCAUCACCCCAAUCAUCAACCAUCCCCCCAUCACCCCCAUUCCCCCAUCACCCCAUCAUCAACCAUCACCCCAUCACCCCAUCAUCAACCAUCACCCCAUCACCCCAUUCCCCCAUCACCCCAUCAUCAACCAUCACCCCAUCCCCCAUCAUCAACCAUCACCCCAUCCCCCAUCAUCAACCAUCACCCCCAUUCCCCCAUCACUCCCAUCAUCAACCAUCACCCCCAUUCCCCCAUCACUCCCAUCAUCAACCAUCACCCCACCCCCAUUCCCCCAUCACUCCCAUCAUCAACCAUCACCCCACCCCCCAUUCCCCCAUCACUCCCAUCAUCAACCAUCACCCCACCCCCAUUCCCCCAUCACCCCCAUCAUCAACCAUCACCCCACCCCCCAUUCCCCCAUCCCCCAUCAUCAACCAUCACCCCACCCCCCAUUCCCCCAUCACCCCCAUCACCAACCAUUCCCCCAUCCCCCAUCACCAACCAUCACCCCAUCACCCCAUCACCAACAAUUCCCGGUCCCCAUCACCAACCAUUCCCCCACCCCCCCCAUCACCAACCAUUCCCCCAUCACCAACCAUUCCCCCAUCCCCCCACCCCAUCAUCAACCAUCCCCCAUCACCCCCAUUCACCCCAUCAUCAACCAUCCCCCAUCCCCCAUCAUCCCCCAUCACCCCCAUCCCCCAUCAUCAACCUUCCCCCAUCAUCAACCAUCACCCCCAUCCCCCAUCAUCAACCAUCCCCCAUCCCCCAUCACCCCAUCCCCCAUCAUCAACCAUCCCCCAUCCCCCAUCCCCCAUCCCCCAUCAUCAACCAUCCCCCAUCAUCCCCCAUCACCCCCAUCCCCGAUUCCCCCAUCCCCCAUCAUCAACCAUCCCCCAUCCCCCAUCAUCAACCAUCACCCCCAUCCCCCAUCACCCCAUCCCCAUCAUCAACCAUCCCCCAUCAUCAACCAUCACCCCAUCCCCCAUCAUCAACCAUCACCCCCAUCACCCCCAUCCCCCCAUCACCAACCAUGGAGGGAGUAGGAGUAGCAUCAGUAGUAGUAGUAGUGACAGUAGUAGUAGUAUUAGUGACAGCAGUAGUAGUAGUAGUAGUAGUGACAGUAGUAGUAGUAUUAGCAUCAGUAGUAGUAGUAGUGACAGUAGUAGUAGUAUUAGUGACAGCAGUAGUAGUAGUAGCAGCAUAAGUAGUAGUAGUAGUAGGAGUAGCAUCAGUAGUAGUAGUAGUGACAGUAGUAGUAGUAUUAGUGACAGCAGUAGUAGUAGUAGUAGUAGUGACAGUAGUAGUAGUAUUAGCAUCAGUAGUAGUAGUAGUGACAGUAGUAGUAGUAUUAGUGACAGCAGUAGUAGUAGUAGCAGCAUAAGUAGUAGUAGUAGUAGGAGUAGCAUCAGUAGUAGUAGUAGUGACAGUAGUAGUAGUAUUAGUGACAGCAGUAGUAGUAGUAGUAGUAGUGACAGUAGUAGUAGUAUUAGCAUCAGUAGUAGUAGUAGUGACAGUAGUAGUAGUAUUAGUGACAGCAGUAGUAGUAGUAGUGACAGCAGUAGUAGUAGUAGUAGCAUCAGUAGUAGUAGUAGUAGUAGUAGCAUCAGUAGUAGUAGUAGUAGUAGUAGCAUCAGUAGUAGUAGUAGUGACAGUAGUAGUAGUAUUAGUGAC